Periophthalmus magnuspinnatus is the source of this 1807-nucleotide messenger RNA. It is a transcript of the gene renbp, whose product is annotated as renin binding protein. Bases 268 to 1518 code for a protein of 416 amino acids. Gene Ontology annotation, molecular function: N-acylglucosamine 2-epimerase activity; peptidase inhibitor activity. Gene Ontology annotation, biological process: N-acetylmannosamine metabolic process; carbohydrate metabolic process; N-acetylglucosamine metabolic process. Lineage: Eukaryota; Metazoa; Chordata; Actinopteri; Gobiiformes; Gobiidae. The transcript is spliced from 11 exons. The record is from RefSeq and is a predicted model, not a curated record.
ACUCUGCAUACACGCAGCUCCAGCCGACACAGAAGCACUCACUCACCCCGAGAUAGGAGCGCGUCUUCGGGCUGACACCGAGGGGACAAGUCAGGGGACAGCGGGACACAGCGGGACACACCGGGACUCAGCGGCAUUGGACUUCGGAUGCACUGCACAGACUCAGAUCAGAUUAGCGGAACAGGCUCUUUACUGAAUCGUUAAACUCUUUCAAGCGACACUUCUGCAGAGACAUUUAAGUUCUCAUCAGUUUUGACAGGUGGUGUCAUGUCUGUGCAGAGGCUGGAGCAGUUCAGAGAGCGCAUCCGCCAAGAGCUGGACCGAACUGUGGACUUCUGGGUCAAGCACUCCCAUGAUCCUGAACACGGUGGUUUCUUCACGUGUCUGAGCAGAGAUGGCCGGGUGUAUGAUGAGCUCAAGUACGUGUGGCUCCAGGGUCGGCAGGUCUGGAUGUACUGUCGCUUGUACCGGACUGUACCACGCUUUCACACGGAGGAGAUCCUGGAGGCUGCCAAAGCAGGUGGAGCAUUCCUCAGAAAGCAUGCUCGUGUGGGGGGCAGCAGUGGUCUGUGGAAGUGUGCCUUCUGUCUGACCAGAGAUGGGAGAGCUGUGAAGAUCCAGAGAACCAUUUUCAGCGAAUGCUUCUAUGUCUUGGGCCUGGAUGAACUGAGCAGGGUCACAGGAGACAGGGACAUGCAGGUUGAGGCUGAGCAGAUGAUGGAGAAGGUGGUGCACUGGGUGCAGGAGGACCCCUCAGGCCUGGGUCGCCCUCAACUCCCUGGGGACACUCCGUCCAGCAGCAUGGCCGUGCCCAUGAUGCUGUUGUGUCUGGUGCAGCAGCUGAGCGAGGGCCGGGGCCCCCCGACGGCCCUCAAGUACCAGAGAGUGGGCCAAUGGUGUGUGCAGCAGAUAUUAAUGCAUCUACAGAGAGGAGGGAUGGCCGUGCUGGAGAACGUGUCUGUGGAUGGGGCCGAGCUGCAGGGCUGUCAAGGCCGACUGCAGAAUCCAGGACAUGCUCUAGAGGCUGGCUGGUUCCUGCUGCAGUACACCUCACAGUGGGGGCUCCAGGACCUCCAGGACACGGCCAUCAGAAGCUUCAUUGAGGGGCCCUUCCACAGCGGCUGGGACCCGGACCAUGGGGGCCUGUUCUACUUCAGGGACGUGGACGGUCACUGCCCCACACAGUUGGAGUGGAGUAUGAAAUUGUGGUGGCCGCACUGUGAGGCCCUGGUGGCCUUCCUUAUGGCAUAUGCACACACCCGGCGCCCGGAGCUGCUGGAGUGCUUCUCCCAGGUCUAUGACUACACCUUUAAACAUUUCCCAGACGCUCAGAGUGGAGAGUGGUUUGGGUACCUCACUCAGGAGGGCAAGGUGGUUCUGGACUUUAAAGGAGGACCCUUUAAAGGGUUCUUCCAUGUGCCACGCUGUCUCCUCAUGUGCGAGAACAUGUUGGACCAGAUCCUGGGUCGAGACCAGGACCAGGUCCCAGACCAGGACCAAGUGAAGAGCCAGAACUAAGAUCAGGACUAAGGUCAGAACCAGGCCUAAGACCAGGACUAAGAUCAGAACAAGACCUAAGACCAGGACUAAGAUCAGAACCAGACCUAAGACCAGGACUAAAAUCAGAACUAGGACUAAGAUCAGAACCAGGACUAAGACCAGGACUAAGAUCAGAACCAGACCUAAGACCAGGACUAAGAUCAGAACGAGAUCUGCUCUCUCUUUUAUAAUGGCCAACAUUACAUGAUAUUUUAUAUAAUUAAAUAAUGAUUAUAAUGUUAUGUAAAUAAAUAAAAGAAUGACCAGC